This is a messenger RNA of Salvelinus sp. IW2-2015, 1561 nucleotides long. RefSeq names its product peroxidasin-like. The record is from RefSeq and is a predicted model, not a curated record. NCBI's taxonomy places the organism in Eukaryota, Metazoa, Chordata, Actinopteri, Salmoniformes, Salmonidae. Gene Ontology annotation, biological process: cell surface receptor signaling pathway. Gene Ontology annotation, cellular component: plasma membrane. Gene Ontology annotation, molecular function: transmembrane signaling receptor activity.
AUGACGAAGCAGCAGGACAUUCUGCUCGUGUCUGCCGAGGCAUUGCUCCUGGAUCUCCGACGGAGUGUUGCGAGAACCGUUAGUCGUGGGGUCAUUCUUGGAGAAGCACAGGCUGUUCUGACCAUACACCCCAACAGCUCCCAGAUAUUCAGUGGAGAGUCUGUCACUCUCAGAUGUGACAGACUCUUUAAUCAUGAUAGAGCAGAUUCUAUGUAUGAAUCAACUAACUUCAUGUGUCUUUCUACAGCUCUGCCUGUGGCCUCAGUGAGUGUCUCUCCUCAGGGUCUCCUCUACUCUGGAGAGACAGUCACUCUGCAGUGUGUCAUACCAGGCUACACAGACUGGAGGUACUACUGGUACAAAAACAACCAACAUCUUCCUGAUGAGACCAGUAAAGCCAUAGAUAUCACCAUCCCCAUCACUCUGACUGGUCAGGCUGGUCAGUACAGAUGUGAGGGGCUGAGGACAGAUCAGCCGCAGUGUUCACAACCCAGUGAUGACAUCACUAUCAGUGUCACUGCUCUGCCCAAAGCUACACUGACUGUAGAGCCAAACCCUGUGUUCCCUGGAGAAACAGUUACUCUGACGUGUUCARUAGGGUCUGACAGUAACUGGAACUAUCAGUGGUACAAAGACAGGAAUGAUAAUGUAGUAUCCCAGUCUGUCAGACACACUAURACAGGAGACACUCUCACCAUCAGUAAAACUGCUGAGUCUGACCAGGGUCUCUACUGGUGUCAGGGAGAGAUCCAGUCCAGAUCCAUAUCAAUCAUCAGUGAUCCUGUCACUAUCACCCUGAAUGCUCUGCCCACGGCCUCAGUGAAGAUAGUCACUCCACAGGGUCUCCUCUACCCUGGAGAGACAGUCACUCUACAGUGUGACAUAUCAGACUACACAGACUGGACUUACCGCUGGUUCAGAAACAAUAAAGAGCUUCCCAUUCAGACCAGAAAAACCAUCACCAUCUCUUUCCCUGACCAGGCUGAUCAGUACAGGUGUGUUGGGACGAGGAGAGGUCGGCCCCAGAAGUCAAAUCACAGCUUUUCUCUGCCCAUCAUCGUCACUGCUCUGCCCAAAGCUACACUGACUGUAAAACCCAACCCUGUGUUCCCUGGAGAGACAGUUACUCUGAUGUGUUCAGUAGUGUCUGACAGUAUCUGGAACUAUCAGUGGUACAAAUACAGGAAUUAUUAUGUAGUAUCCCAGUCUGUCAGACACACUAUAACAGGAGACACCCUCACCAUCAGUAGAGCUGCUGAGUCUGACCAGGGUCUCUACUGGUGUCAGGGAGAGAUCCAGUCCAGAUCCAUAUCAUCAAUCAUCAGUGAUCCUGUCACUAUCACCCUGAAUGAUUCUCAGCCGUCGACUACACUGACUUCAGACAAGGAGGACGUAUUCACAGGAGACAGUGUGACACUGAGCUGUACUGUAGAGUCUUCUGGAUGGAGGUUUUACUGGUACAGACACAGACCAGACUCUACACCAGUAACCACAACCUCUGAAAACUCCUACACACUCAGCUGGGUCAGUGUCUCUGAUGGAGGACAGUACUGGUGCAGAG